Molecule: messenger RNA, 480 nt
Organism: Eucalyptus grandis
Lineage: Eukaryota; Viridiplantae; Streptophyta; Magnoliopsida; Myrtales; Myrtaceae
Product: major allergen Pru av 1-like
Exons: 2
Coding region: 1-480 (159 amino acids)
Biological process (GO): defense response; abscisic acid-activated signaling pathway
Cellular component (GO): nucleus; cytoplasm
Molecular function (GO): signaling receptor activity; protein phosphatase inhibitor activity; abscisic acid binding
Source: RefSeq, a predicted model, not a curated record
AUGGGUGUCGUCAGUUACGACUUUGAGAUCACGACCCCGGUCCCUUUGGCCAAGAUGUUCAAGGCUGUUGUCCUCGACAGUGAUAACCUCAUUCCCAAGGUGCUCCCGCAAGCCAUCAAGAGUGUCGAAGUCCUCAAGGGCAAUGGAGGUCCCGGGACCAUCAAGUUGAUCACUUUCAGCGAAGGCAGUCAGUACAAGACAAUGAAGCACAAGGUUGAGGCCCUGGACAAGGAGAACUUCACCUACAGCUACUCGAUCAUUAAGGGCGACGUGCUGGGCACCACCUUCGAGAAGAUUAGCUACGAGGCGAAGAUCACCGCGUCGCCCGAGGGAGGCUCAGUGUGCAAGAACACGAGCAAGUACUUCACCAUUGGUGAGGUGGACACCACCGAGGAGAAGAUCAAGGCCGGGAAAGAGAAGGCGUCCGCAAUGUUCAAGGCCAUCGAGGCUUAUCUCUUGGCAAACCCUGAUGCCUAUUGA